Molecule: messenger RNA, 595 nt
Organism: Arabidopsis lyrata subsp. lyrata
Lineage: Eukaryota; Viridiplantae; Streptophyta; Magnoliopsida; Brassicales; Brassicaceae
Product: quinone oxidoreductase-like protein 2 homolog
Exons: 3
Coding region: 109-441 (110 amino acids)
Molecular function (GO): oxidoreductase activity
Source: RefSeq, a predicted model, not a curated record
CCUCAAUGGGAGGAGCACUCAAGUGUAAAAGAUUUUAUCAAGACAAGAAAGCUUAGAGGAGUUGAUGUUUUAUAUGAUCCUGUUGGAGGGAAACUAACCAAGGAGUCCAUGAAAGUUCUGAAAUGGGGAGCUCAGAUUCUGGUGAUAGGUUUCGCCAGCGGGGAAAUACCUGUGAUUCCUGCUAAUAUAGCACUUGUUAAGAACUGGACGGUUCAUGGUCUUUACUGGGGCAGCUACAGGAUCCACCAGCCCAGUGUCCUUGAAGAUUCCAUCAAAGAGUUACUGUCAUGGCUCUCCCGAGGAUUGAUCACUAUUCACAUCUCUCAUACCUAUAGCCUCCCCCAGGCCAAUCUUGCAUUCGGGGACCUCAAAGACAGGAAGGCAAUUGGAAAAGUGAUGAUUGCUCUCGACCACAAGACUGCCCUGUCUUCAAAACUAUAGACUCUCUGUGGCCAUAGGAGAAAACUGGUUCUGUAUUCUAGAAAUAAGGUUAUUGCUAUGGCCAUGUAAGCUGAACCAUCUUGCAUUUAUAUUCGGCCUAUAAUCCACAUUCUGAUUUGAAAUUUAAUAAUAGUAAUCGAAUUGCAGUUUGAUU